Amblyraja radiata (thorny skate) is the source of this 1881-nucleotide messenger RNA. Its product is annotated as zinc finger protein 229-like. Gene Ontology annotation, molecular function: DNA-binding transcription factor activity, RNA polymerase II-specific; RNA polymerase II cis-regulatory region sequence-specific DNA binding. Lineage: Eukaryota; Metazoa; Chordata; Chondrichthyes; Rajiformes; Rajidae. The record is from RefSeq and is a predicted model, not a curated record. The coding region runs from base 126 to 1661 and encodes 511 amino acids. Gene Ontology annotation, biological process: regulation of DNA-templated transcription. The transcript has 2 exons.
ACGCCAUGUUAGCACAGCCCCGACCCUUUCACUCCUUUCCCUCUGCCCGCCGUGUCUGGGGAUUGUCUUGGGUCCAAGGAAUAUUGGAAAUCUUCUGCAGCAUCGAAUGUGAAUAACACCCAGGCAUGUCCUCGCUGCAAAUGGGAUGUUCAGAUGCUCCAAGUGUGGAGGGAUUCACCAAGUCGACUGACCAGGUAACAAGCCAGGAAGAUCACACCGGGGAGAGGCCGUUCACCUGCUCCGAGUGCGGGAAGGGAUUCUCUCACUCGUCCAAGCUAAUGAGGCACCGUCAUGUCCACACCAAAGAGAGGCCGUUCUCCUGCUCUGAGUGCGGGCAGCGAUUCACUCGGCCGUCCGCCCUGCUGACCCACCAGCGGGUUCACACCGGGGAGAGGCUGUUCACCUGCCCCGAGUGCGGGAAGGGAUUUGCUUAUUUAUCCAAGCUGAAGAGGCACCAGCAAGUCCACACCAAGGAGCGGCCGUUCUCUUGCUCUGAGUGCGGGAAGGGAUUCAUUCGAUCGUCGGACCUGCUGACGCACCAGAGCCUUCACACCAGGGAGAGGCCGUUCACCUGCUCCGAGUGCGGGAAAGGGUUCAUUUUCGCGUCCAAGCUGACGAGGCACCAGCAGAUCCACGCCAGGGAGAAGCAGUUCGCCUGCUCUGAGUGCGGGAAGGGGUUCCCUCGAUCGUCCGAUCUGCUGAUGCACCAGAGCCUUCACACCGGGGAGAAGCCGUUCACCUGCCCCGAGUGCGGGAAGGGCUUCAUGUAUUCGUACAAGCUAACGAGGCACCAGCAGGCCCAUGCCAAGGAGAAGCCGCUGACUUGCCUGGAUUGCGGGAAGGGAUUUCUCCGGUCGUCGGAUCUGCAGAUCCACCGGCGGGUCCACACCGGGGAGAAGCCGUUCACCUGCUCCGAGUGCGGGAAGGGCUUCACUCGUUCCUACGGCCUGACGCGACACCAGCAGGUCCACACCGGGGAGAGGCCCUUCAUCUGCUUCCAGUGCGGGAAGGGGUUCACAGAGUCGUCUCAGCUGCUGAUUCACCAGGUCUCGCACACCGGCGAGAGGGCCUUCGCCUGCCUGCAGUGCGGGAAGCGGUUCAUCCACUCGUCCCACCUGCUGACCCACCAGCGCAUCCACACGGGGGAGAGGCCGUUCACCUGCUCCGUGUGCGGGAAAGGGUUCACUUGGUCGUCCCACCUGCUGAUACACCAGCGGACCCACACCGGCGAGAGGCCAUUCACCUGCCCCGAGUGCGGGAAGGGCUUCAUCCACUCGUCCCACCUGCUGACCCACCAGCGGGUCCACACGGGCGAGAGGCCCUACACCUGCCCCAAGUGCGGGAAGGGUUUCACCCAGUCGUCGUAUCUGGUGAACCACCAGCGGGUCCACACCGGCGAGAGGCCGUACAAGUGCGCCGAGUGCGGGAGGGGAUUCAAGCAAUUGUCCAAUUUGCUGAGCCACCAGGUGGUUCACACCGGGGAGAGGCUGUUCGCCUGCUCUGAAUGUGGGAAGGAAUUCACUCGGUCAGCCUACCUGGUGACACACCGGCGGGUUCACACCGGUGAGAGGCCCUUCACCUGCCUCCAGUGCGGGAAGAGGUUCGUUCAGUCGUCCCACCUGCUGAAACACCAGCGAGUUCACUCUGCGGGGAAAGUUUGAAGACACUGUACAUUGAAUGUUGAACCACUGCAGCUGUUGAAAUCUAAGACUGCUUCCCAAGUAACUGCUGGUGCUGGGCUCUGCCUUCACAAUUGUUGCCCAAUAUUCCCAGAACUAAACCCUGAUCACUGGGCUCGGUUGCCGUUUGUUUAACCCCUACAAUUAGCCUCGAGUUUAAUAUUCUUGAUGUGAUAAAUAAACCAGUUCUCUUUUCACCUUG